Messenger RNA from Cydia pomonella (codling moth), 10492 nucleotides. RefSeq names its product kinesin-like protein KIF13B (gene Khc-73). The record is from RefSeq and is a predicted model, not a curated record. Gene Ontology annotation, molecular function: microtubule motor activity; microtubule binding; ATP hydrolysis activity. Gene Ontology annotation, biological process: microtubule-based movement; cytoskeleton-dependent intracellular transport. The coding region runs from base 157 to 5868 and encodes 1903 amino acids. Gene Ontology annotation, cellular component: microtubule; kinesin complex. NCBI's taxonomy places the organism in Eukaryota, Metazoa, Arthropoda, Insecta, Lepidoptera, Tortricidae. The transcript is spliced from 39 exons.
GCGGACGGGCAGUGUCAAUUUGGGAACGUCGUGAUCAUAACGUAAAAUAAUGGAUUUUGUUGUUUUAGAAUAUGGGUGAAUAUGUGCAAUAAAUUAUUAUACUUUGAUGUGCUAAGUGUUGUGUUUUGAUUGUAUUUGUGUAAAUUGAGUGAAACAAUGGCCUCGGAUAAGAUAAAAGUAGCCGUUCGGGUACGACCCUUUAACAGGCGAGAACUGGAACUCGGCACACAAUGCGUGGUGGACAUGGAACAACAGCAAACGGUGUUGCAGUAUCCACAGGCUCACGACAAAGACAGAAAACAACCAAAGACGUUCGCGUUCGACCACUGCUUCUUCUCGCUGGACUCUUCGCUGCCUAACUUCGCCUCGCAGAAGACCGUCUUCGAGUGUUUGGGACGGGACAUCCUCGACAAUGCCUUCGACGGGUACAAUGCCUGCAUAUUCGCGUACGGACAGACAGGUUCCGGCAAAUCGUACACGAUGAUGGGCGCCCCGGGGGCUGACGAAGGCGGCAUUAUCCCCCGGCUAUGCGACGCCCUGUUCGAGAGAAUUGCUAGGCAACAGUCACCACCAGCGCUCACUUAUAAGGUGGAAGUCUCCUACAUGGAAAUAUACAACGAACGAGUGCACGAUCUCCUCGACCCGGAGACGACUCGCCGAUCUCUACGCGUUCGCGAACAUGCGGUUCUCGGGCCCUACGUCGAUGGACUUUCUCAGCUCGCAGUCACAUCAUUUCAGGACAUCGACAAUCUCAUGACCGAAGGCAACAAAUCCCGAACCGUCGCAGCGACAAACAUGAACAGUGAAUCAUCUCGCUCGCACGCCGUGUUCAGCGUGGUACUGACGCAGACGCUUUGUGAUGCUGCGACUGGGGUUACGGGGGAAAAAGUCGCGCGUUUGUCGCUGGUGGACUUGGCUGGGUCGGAGCGGGCGGUGAAGACGGGAGCGGUUGGGGAUAGGUUGAAGGAAGGAUCUAAUAUUAACAAAUCACUAACAACGCUCGGCCUGGUCAUAUCGAAGCUAGCGGACCAGUCGUCGGGCAAGCCCAAUAAGGACAAGUUCGUGCCGUACAGAGACUCCGUGCUCACUUGGCUUCUGAAGGACAACCUUGGAGGCAACAGCAAAACUGUCAUGGUAGCAACAAUAUCCCCAGCAGCAGACAAUUACGAAGAAACAUUAUCGACGCUUCGCUACGCGGACCGCGCGAAGAGAAUCGUCAACCACGCUGUUGUCAACGAAGAUCCUAACGCUAGGAUCAUCAGAGAGCUCAGGCAGGAGGUGGAGGCUCUUAAGGAGAUGCUUAAGCAUGCCACGGGUUCGCCGGUGGGUGAGGAUGUGCACGAACAGUUGGCGCAGAGCGAACAUUUGAUGAAGGAAAUGUCCAGGACAUGGGAGGAAAAACUUGUUGAAACUGGUCGAGUACAAAGUGAGCGUCAGCACGCCCUUGAGAAGAUGGGUAUCAGCGUGCAAGCGAGUGGCAUUCAAGUUGAAAAAAACAAGUACUAUCUCGUCAACUUGAACGCUGAUCCGUCGCUCAACGAGCUUCUAGUAUAUUAUCUGAAGGAUCGAACAAUGGUCGGCGCCGACAGUUCAGCCGACAUCCAGCUCUCCGGCCUGGGCAUCCAGCCCCACCACUGCCAACUGCUCCUGGAGGGCGGAGGCCUCAACAUGGAGCCCGUGGGCGCCGCGCGCUGCUUCGUCAACGGGACCCCUGUGGUCUCCAGGGUCCGGCUGGGACACGCGGACAGAAUACUGUGGGGGAACCAUCACUUCUUCAGGGUCAACUGUCCUAAGACUACAACGGCGGCCUCCGAACCCCAAACUCCCGCGCAGCCUAUCGACUACAACUUCGCGCGGGACGAGAUCAUGCUAAAUGAGCUGAGCAACGACCCCAUACAGACUGCCAUAUCGCGGCUCGAGAAGCAACAUGAGGAAGAUAAACAAGUGGCAUUAGAGAAACAAAGACAGGAGUACGAGCGACAAUUCCAGCAGCUGAGGAACAUAUUGUCUCCGACCACGCCGUACCCGCCCUACUCGUACGAUCCGCUCAAACUAGGAAAAAUGGCGGCGUGCACCCCGACCACGGCCGCGCGCGUGGAGCGCUGGGCGGCGGAGCGCGACGACACGUUCCGGCGCUCGCUCGGCCGCCUCAAGGCCGACAUCCUGCGCGCCAACGCGCUCGUGCAGGAGGCCAACUUCCUCGCCGAGGAGAUGAGGCGCAACACCAGGUUCAGCGUCACCCUGCAGAUACCGCCGCAGAACUUGAGUCCUAAUAGGAAGCGCGGCGCAUUUGUAUCUGAACCGGCCAUCAUGGUGAAACGCCCCGGCCGCGGCGGGCAGGUGUGGUCCAUGGAGAAGCUGGAUAACAAACUGGUGGACAUGAGGGAAAUGUAUGACGAGUGGCGCCGCCUGCAGAGUGACGGGGAUGAGCCUCCAGCAGAAAAAGCCAUCGACCCAUUCUACGAGUCGCAGGAAAACCACAAUUUGAUUGGCGUCGCGAACGUGUUUCUGGAGGCCCUGUUCCAUGAUGUCACACUCGACUAUCACACGCCCAUCAUCAGCCAGCAGGGAGAAGUCGCGGGCAGACUACAGGUGGAAAUCAGCAGAGUAGCGGGCCAGUUCCCUCAAGACAGGAUUUGCGAGGCAGCAUCAGAUAGCUCGGGAGACAUGAGAGAUGACGAUGACCCUUCUGAUUCUGCCACUCAGCAGGUGACGAUCCGCGUGGCCAUCAAGCAGGCCACGGGGCUGCCGCCGUCGCUGUCGCACUUCGUGUUCUGCCAGUACUCGCUGCUGGGCGAGGCGGUGGUGGUGGCGCCGCACGUGGGCGACUCCCCGGCGCCCGCCGCGCCCGCCUCGCCGCGCGCCGCCGCGCCCAGCGUGCGCUUCGACCACGACCAGGACCACACGCUCACGCUCACCGAGGAGUUCAUUGAGCAUUGUGCAGAGGGCGCCCUGUCCAUCGAGGUGUGGGGCCACCGCUCGGCCGGCUUCAGCCGCGGCCGCGGCAACUGGGAGGUGGAGCAGCAGCAGCUCGCCAAGGCGCGCUCGCUGGCUGACCGCUGGGCGGAGCUGACCAGGAAGAUCGAGCUGUGGGUCGAGAUUCACGAGCUGAAUGAUCAGGGCGAAUACGCUCCAGUUGAGGUUGUAUCACGACCAGACAUGGUAACCGGUGGCGUAUACCAACUCCGUCAAGGGCAACAACGUCGACUGGCAGUCAGAGUUAGACCGGCACAUAACUCGGGCACGUUGCCCAUCAUCUGUCAGCAUAUCGUCAGCGUUGAAGUAGGCUCCGUUAGCGUCAGAUCUCGUCUUCAAAAGCCGUUGGACUCGUAUCAGGAGGAAGACUUGGCCGUGCUCAGAGAGAGGUGGAGCGACGCGCUCGCGAGGAGACGACAACAUUUACACGCGCAGCUACAAAAACUAGUAAACAUGUCGCCGUCAAUGAAGAGCGAACGAGACAUGGAGAGGGAACAGUCUCUGGUUGAGCAGUGGGUGUCACUCACUGAAGAGCGAAAUGCGGUCCUGGUGCCGAGCCCGGGCAGCCCCAUCCCGGGCGCGCCGGCCGCGUGGAGCCCGCCGCCCGGCAUGGAGCAGCACAUCCCCGUGCUGUUCCUCGACCUCAACGCUGACGACCUAACAACCCAUCCGUCCGGCGAAGAAGUGACCGUGGCCGGUCUGCACUCCAUCCUGCCCAAAGAGCACGGGAACAAGUUCUACGAGCUCCAGAUACUGCACCACCACGAUAAGGACGUCUCCGCUAUCGCGUCUUGGGACUCGUCCAUUCACGACUCGCAGUACCUUAAUAGGAUUACUGAAGCCAACGAGCGCGUGUACCUGAUCCUGAAGACCACGGUCCGGCUCUCGCACCCGGCGCCCAUGGACCUCAUCCUGCGCAAGCGGCUCGGACUCAACAUCUACAAACGGCAGAGCCUCACUGACAGGAUACGCAAGAAGAUUGUCAGAGUGGACCAGCUAACGCAAACCGGAGUAACAUACGAGGUGGUCUCCAACAUCCCCAAGGCCUCUGAAGAGUUGGAAGACAGGGAGAGCCUCGCUCAGAUCGCUGCCACGGGCGAAGAAGCUAGCGCCGCUGAUGGGGAAACCUUCAUAGAGAAAUACACCCGCGGCGUGAGUGCAGUGGAAAGCAUCCUGACCCUCGACCGGCUCCGUCAAAGCGUGGCCGUGAAAGAGUUGGAGCAGGCGCGCGGCCAGCCCGUCACCAUGCGCAAGACUGCCUCCGUGCCUAACUUCUCACAGCUGACGCAGGCGCUCGACAACGCGACAAAGGGCGGAGUCAACAUCAUGCGGCUGGACUCGUCGUUCGAGUCGCUGGGCGCGGCGGGCCGCUCGGGCAGCGUGGCGGACCUGGCCGACGAGCCGCGCCGCGCGCGCCACUCCUACGCCGCGCCGGCCCACGGCGACCCCGACCUGCCCGCGCCUGCCAAGCCUUUCGGACUCGCUCGGCCUACGUUCCUAAACUUGAAUUUGAACCUGAACUCACUGCGCCUGCAGACACCAAACAAGUCAUCCCCAGCCAGUGGUAAGUUGGGUCUUCGCAUGACGACCCUGCACGAGGAGCCUGGCAGGAGGAACGAUGACGAUUCCCAUUCGGAGCCCGAGUGCGCUGCUGACGCACUAACGACGCCAAGGGAACAUAGACAGCGUGCAAGGACGUCGCGCGGGUUCCUGCCAACAUCAAAGACAUUGGACUCGCUACACGAGCUCGCUUGUGAACGGAUGCCUACCAAGAACUCGCCGUCCAUAUCUUCAAGUGGUUAUGGUUCCCAAGCAGUAUCCUCAACGAACCUGACCAACGACGACACACUGUCCAUUCGCAGCAUGUCCGUGGACGACACGCCGGACUUCGACAAGUCAGAGUACGCUUUACGGACGAAAACGUCCAUGGCCGGGCUGAGGAACGAGAUUACUGAACUCCGCAACGAUAUUAGCGAGUUGAAGAACGACAUCGUCGAAUCCAAACACGAGCUAGAUACGACAUACGAAAAGAAAACUCCGGUCACACCAGGCGGCCGACGAAUCAAUCCGUUCAUGCGAGAUUGCGAAAACGGGAUGGUGGAUCCAUUGGGCGCGAUCCCGAUUGAGAACUUGAGCGUUGCCAGUCCGCCCGCGGAUCCAAGUGUGAAUGGAGAACAUGAGACGUCAGGAGAAGCUGAUGUGGAAUCAGUGAGCUCAGAGCAAAGUCACGAUACGGAGCGCAGUCGAGAGGCGUCGUCCGUCGGUGAGAGCGACUCCACCUCUGGAGACCAGGUCAAAACACACCUUCCCGCCGGCAAGGUGGUCCGUCGCCGCGCAACGAACUCGUCCCGCAGCGGAGCGCGCGCGUCGCUCCCCGGCGCGGGCGCGCGGCCGCGCUCCGCCGCGGAGCCCGCCCACCUCGCGCACCACCAUGCGCACACUCUUAACAGAUCCAUGCACGACACACCGGCCUCGUCCACAGAAAUUAUUGGGGAUGAUGAAUCAGAAACGCUCCUGCACACAGCGCCCGAGUGGCUGACAGUGGGCGAGAGCGUGUCGCUCCGCCUCAGCAGCAGCACCGGCGUCGUGGCGUACGUGGGGCCCGCGCACUUCGCGCACGGACUGUGGGUCGGCCUCGAGCUGGACGCGCCUACUGGCAAAAACGACGGCUCAGUCGGCGGCACCCGCUACUUCCAGUGCCGACCGCGGCACGGCAUCUUCGUGCGCCCCGACAAGCUGGUCCAAGACCGGCGGGGCCGCUCCGCUCGCCAGUAUAGGGACUCGGAGCUGAAGCGGGCCGGCAGCAAAGGAGAAGGCCUACACAACUUACAUAGAUCAAGGAGUCGCGGCGAAAGCAUAAACGUCGUGGGCACCAAAACUAGAAGCAAAUAAAUUCACCUUCACGUCCGUAACGCCGUACCAUACCUUGUAGAGUACUACCAUAUUUAUAAGUUACUAUACUGCACGGACAACUUUACUUGUGUACUGGCGAAGAAUGUAGCCAAUCACAGCGCUGAAUGAACACGCGUGAAGCGUUCGUAACCGCUAUUGGUUGUUUCGUGACCGGGGUGUUACGUGAUUGGUCAGAUUAGAAAAGAUGGCCGAUGUAACUUAUAUCUGUGGUUUUAUUGUAUGGACCGAAUUAUAAAUAUACGUCCACCACCCUGUUUCGUUCUUUUUUAGCAAAUGGUGCUUUCUAUGUAGUUUUCUGUUGCAUGAUAAAUUAAAAGUUUGAAAUGUUGAUGUUAUCGGAUGUAGGCAUUUAAUUUAUUAUGUGAUAGGGAUAAGCAAUAUUUUAUGCGUUUACGUUGUUCCCUUAUUGAGAAAUUUAAGGAAAUUUGAUCUUCUCGCAUUUAUUAACUAGAUUAAUAAUAUGACGUAGUAGGUCUUCCGAGAUUUCCAUAUAUCGCAAUUUUAUAGUAUUUGAACUAUUUGACAUUAUGAAUUUUCUGUGAACGAAAUAUUUAUUUAUUUUACAUUAUUUUUGACACAAUCGCAAUCCUAAUUGAGUAUGUUGUAAAUAAUUGGACAUUUUAAAUAUGUGAUUUAAUUUAAUUCUUUUUAGAUGUAAAUAUGUGAAUUUUGUGUGUAUUAUUAAUUUAGAACCAAUGAAAUUUUUGUGAUCAGUGAUAAUAUUCGAUGGUUUUGUAUAGAUUUUUUUACUGUAUAGUUUGUGGUAUAGAUGUUAUUGUAAUUUAUUUAUGUAUUAGUUUAUGUUGUAUGGAUGCACAGUUUUAUAUUCUGCACAUGGAAUAUAAUGUCUGUGGUUGCUUAAAAACGCUUUUACUAAAAAUUGUCAAAAUGCAUUGCUCAGUUAAGUGUUUUCGGACACAAAAGCACAUUAAAAUGUGAUAGAAUCUUGCCACACGAAAAUACACUAUAUUGCCUAGCAAUUUGAUGCCUAUUUCGUUUGGCACUCGCUUUAGUUGUCCCUAUGGCAAAUAAACGUCCAAUGUAAACGUUAAAAACUUCGUCCUUUUAAAAGACUUGUACUUAACUGGUUUUGUGACGUAUAUAAACGCCCAUUGUUUUUAGAAGAAAUCGAUCGGAUUUAAUCUUAUAUAAUCGUUUGCAAAAUUAAAUAUGCCACAUUAUUUUUGACUAUAUUUACAGUGGCUCAAACCGUUCGCGUUUCUUGCAUUAAAAAUGGGUGGUAAGAAAAUGUGUAGUCAUAUCGACUUGAAAUAAAUGUCACAAAAUAACUGUCCUGAAAUUGAAUAUCUCCAUCCACGCUCGAACAAUAAUCGAUGGUAGAUUAAACAUGUUUUAAUUACACAUGUAGAAUAAAAGGUUAUGUUGGAUUUUCUUUAAGAGUCAACAACCCUCGCCGCCACCAUACAAUCAAAGUUUUUUUUUUUUUUUUUAUAGGACAUUAUUACACAAAUUGACUAAGUCCCACAGUAAGCUCAAUAAGGCUUGUGUUGAGGGUACUUAGACAACGAUAUAUAUAAUAUAUAAAUACUUAAAUACAUAGAAAACACCCAUGACUCAGGAACAAAUAUCCAUGCUCAUCACACGAAUACAUGCCCUUACCAGGAUUUGAACCCGGGACCAUCAGCUUCGUAGGCAGGGUCACUACCCACUAGGCCAGACCGGUCGUCAACUUAUUCUCUCAUUUCAAAACAAAAUUCUUAAUUAACAUGAAAAUUGACAUAAACAUUUAAGUAACGAAUAUCUAUGACCGCUCUGGCCUAGUGGGUAGUGACCCUGCCUAUGAAGCCGAUGGUCCCAGGUUCAAAUCCUGGUAAGGGCAUUUAUUCGUGUGAUGAGCAUGGAUAUUUGUUCCUGAGUCAUGGUUGUUUUCUAAGUAUUUAAGUAUUUAUACAUAUUAAUAUAUUAUAUAUAUCGUUGUCUAAGUACCCUCAACACAAGCCUUAUUGAGCUUACUGUGGGACUUAGUCAAUUUGUGUAAUAAUGUCCUAUAAUAAUAAUAAUAUUUAUGUUACUAGAAAUUUUAAAACAAAGCAAUUAGAGCGAGUAGAAGUUUUACAAAACUUCUAGUCGCUCUAUUUACUUUCUACAGUGUGUCCCUAUCCAUUGGACAAAGCCGAAAUGUACAUUAUGGUAUAUAGAAAGUAUCAUAAGAACCGGUGUGGCGGUUACGAAGAAAUUAACAAAUUACGAUUUUUUACUUUGGAGCAGCCUGUAUGUGUUAAUAUCUCCUGGGGUAAUAAUACAUCCUUAUAUAAUAGUAUGAAACCUUCUUCGACCUUUUUGAUUAUCUUUUUUAUUUAUGACACUAAUAAGAUUCUGACUUGACAAGUCAUCAUGGCCGAACUUUUUCGAACAAAUUGUGAAAAACACCUUCCAAUGAUUAAUACAGCCUGUUCUGAGUUCUUCAUAUGAAAAUUUAUUUUUUAUCUUUUGUUCGAAUUAAAAAAAAUAUUAACGUUAGAGCAUUCCUAAAACUACGUCAGAUUUCAGGGUUUGUUCAAUGAUGAUACCAGACAUAUAUGUAACAUAAAUGUUUUUACCAAGUUUCGUGUAAGUUGUGACUCUCCAUGGAUCAAGGUACCUUAUGGCGGUUGACCGUAUUAGUAUUGGAUCGUCGUUAAUAAGAUCGUAACCAACCCCCAUAAGGUACCUUUUCAUUGGAAAGCCACAUUUAAGCAUCGCAUUUAAAAUGAGACUACCUUUGAUUGUAUGGGAGCCGCGGCUGUGGGUAUGUGUUUCUUAAGAAACGAUUGUUUCGUAGUUAUUUUGGUCGCUCGGCGCGGCAAUAUCAGAUAUAUAGUACGUAUACAGACGCCGAGUUUAGCUCAUCUAAUGUAUAUUCCAUCCUUUUAGUCAGUAAUAUUCGUAAGUACACUUGAAGUACAUUAGUAACGCCUGGUAAUAGUGUUUGUAAUAAUUUCACUUCUCAUAGCCCGCCACUUGCCUCAUCACAUGUGUAUAUUCACAUAUAGUUGUAAGUAAUUAUAACAAGUAAAAAAAAUAUCGAACGAGCUGUUUCAAAGUUACAAAUCUAACGCCAAUCUUAGUAAUAUUUAUAUGACUGACAUCAUAUUUGUCAUGUAGUUCAGCUUUGAGACUGUUGUACUUAAACAUUCCAUUUACAUGGCAUUUUUUUACAAUUAAUCAAAUUCAAGUAGUGAUAUGUUAGAUUUUCGACCUAGCGACUUAAUUUUGCAUUUAUUGCAUUAUCUUCGAUAUUCAUAGGCAGGGGUCGUACAAAAAGUGCGGAUGACGUCAAACCACUUAUAGGAUGAUUUCAAAUAGUAUUUUUGAUUUUCAUAAACAAUUAUCACUUAUCAUUUAUCAACCUCUUUAUUAAACGAUAUCGCCACUUGAAAUGAGUAAGUACGUUUUUGACUGACACAUUGUCAAUCAGAUGAACAAUAAAUUGACUUCGUUAUUGUUUAGCUAUUGUAUCUUCACGAUUAUAUUUAGCUAAAAUUUAUAUUUACUAAUGUAUAAGAAAACGCUCUAAAAUGUCAUCUUUACUAGAAUAUUGUGGCAAUUUUCCGUUUGUGGAGGUACGUGACAAACACGUAUACUGCUCUUGCUGUAAUCAAGAUAUACCAACGAAGGUAAGCAAUAUUAAAAGACAUUUGGAGACAACCAAACAUGUCGGAAACGUAGAAAAAAAGGGCAAAGUGAAUUUAAUAUGAACCUUACAAAUUUUAUGAUAGCAGCAAACAUACCCUGGGUGCAACUACAAAAUGAAAACUUCCGUAAUUUCAUAAAAAAAUGCAUAAAUGUAUUAUUAAUUCCAUGGAUUUAUUUACGAUUAUUUUGUUACUUCAUUAAUACUACUUUGUUACUACAUGUCACACGGAAGUUUAAAUACAAACUCAAACAUCAUCCUGUGUGCAAGAUUACGUCAUUUUUACGUCAUCCGCACUUUUUGUCCGACCCCUGUUCAUAGGUUUCAACCUAGGACAGCUCAAUGUGUGUAUAAAUCCAAAAAGAAAUAUAAAAGUAUUUUCGAAAUAUAGUAGGAUGUGUCUUUGAACUCUAUGUGUGCUUUCGUCCAGUAGCGGUAGGGCGGGGGGAUGUGCACUAAGGGUCCUAGGUAGGCGAAUAGAGACCUUAAAGCAGCUACACGUAGGUUCAAAUUUAUUUAGACUAAGCUGACCAUGUGCUGUGCUGUAUGUUUUAAACAAUAGUUUAUAGGUAAAUGAAAUUAUUUGUUUUGUAUCAUUGUUUUAUUAACUACAAGUACAUCGUAGUUGUAUUUAUUGCAGUCAAUUCAAUAUGAGCUUAAUAAUUAAAUAUUUUCAUCAUGUUGGAUUUAUUUUUAAUGUAGUUAGCUUAAGUUUAUUUGCCAGAAUAUGAAUUGUGUAAUUGAAUUUUUAAUAACACUUAGAUCACAAAUGAAUAUUUCUAAUUCUUUUAUAGCAGCUACUCGGUAGCUUAGUUGGUUGCGUCUUUAUGUAACUACACAUUUAAGCAUAAUUUAAAGAGAUUUUAAUAUAAUACAAAAAUAGUUUCCUAACUAGUGGAAAUAUUUUUGCCAAGUAGCAAAUUUGAGUCAACCAUCGCUGUCAUUAUCAAUAAAUGUAAUAAUUACGAA